Glycine soja is the source of this 1778-nucleotide messenger RNA. Its product is annotated as transcription factor bHLH25-like. Lineage: Eukaryota; Viridiplantae; Streptophyta; Magnoliopsida; Fabales; Fabaceae. Gene Ontology annotation, molecular function: protein dimerization activity. Bases 187 to 1308 code for a protein of 373 amino acids. The transcript is spliced from 5 exons. The record is from RefSeq and is a predicted model, not a curated record.
CUUUAUAAUACACUCUCAUAGUUUCACCAAUUUGUUCCAUCGUUGCUCCCAUCCUCCAACUUUGAUAACAACAACAACAACAGCAAACACUUCUUCUUCUGAGCCUUCUACCUUUCUUUCUUUCUUCAAUCAAGUGUGUCUCAUAAUACCAAUAUCCAAUUAAUUUCUAAGCAAGCGAGGUGAAGGAUGAUGCAAAUUUCGUCAAACAUGUACAUGCCUGAAUUUGGAAUGGAGGACCCCACUUUGUUUCAUCAAUACCCUAUGGAUUCUUCAUCAGCAUUAUUCCAGCUCGAAGAUCUUGACUUUGAGUCCUUCUCCGCAUCCCCAAAGAACUCUUCCUCUCACAAUAAGCGAUUAUUCAACUCAGAAAGCACACAAAACUCUUUCCACAAAAGUCCUCAUGAACAAUAUUCUGUUGCCCCACCAAGACCAACCAAGCAAAAUAAGACUGUGAUGAGCACUACUUGGAGUGCUUACAACGCUCAUCACCAUCAUCAUGACAUGGUGGCUCCGAAAGCUUCUUCUUCUUCGUCCUCCAAAAUCAUCUCUUUUGAUCAGCACUCCAAUGCAUCUUCUGUUAUUUCCCAACAACUCUACAACAACGUGGAUGCUGCUGCCAAAGUGAAGAAGCCUAAGAUUGAAACUGGGUAUGGUGAAAACUUGGAUUUUUCAGCAGCUGCUGCGGCUGCUUCUCAAAGUAUCUGUGACAACAACAGUUUUCUAGAUCACUAUGAUAAUCAAGAUAAAAAGGCUGCGGCUUCAACGACUAGAAACCCUACCCAAGCUCAAGAUCAUGUGAUAGCCGAAAGAAAACGAAGGGAAAAGCUAAGUCAGAGGUUCAUUGCUCUUUCUGCCAUAGUUCCUGGACUCAAGAAGAUGGACAAGGCUACCGUAUUGGAAGAUGCUAUAAAGUACGUGAAACAACUGCAAGAAAGGGUAAAGACUCUGGAGGAACAAGCUGUGGAUAAAACAGUUGAAUCAGCAGUUUUUGUGAAGAGAUCUGUUGUGUUUGCCGGCGUUGAUAGCUCCUCCUCCGACGAAAACUCCGACCAAUCGCUCCCCGAAAUGGAAGCAAGAAUUUCUGGUAAAGAGGUACUAAUCAGAAUUCACUGCGACAAAAACAGUGGAGGAGCUGCUGCUAUACUAAGGGAAUUAGAGAAGCAUUAUCUCACAGUUCAGAGUAGCAGCUUCUUGCCCUUUGGGAAUAACACUCUUGACAUAACUAUUGUUGCUAAGAUGAACAACGACUAUUGCUUGACAGCAAAGGAUCUCAUAAGAAGCUUAAGUCAGUGUUUGAGGCAGCUUUGAUAGUGAAUAAUAGUUAACCAGUUCAAGAAAUUCACUGAUUUAGCUACAUUUGAUUUGUUGUUGUGCAUGCAUGACUAUAGGAAAAAUACUUACAAUAAGAUUUUUUUUAUCUCAGAGCUUUCUUUUUCCCUAGUCCAUCAUCUGGAUUUUGGAGUAUAAUAUCAAUGUUCUGCGACUGCAACUGCCUUGAGUCUGUUAGUUAUGCUGUAGACUUCAAGAUAAUGCCAAGUGUUUUCCCUUUUUCCUCAUAGUUUUUGCGUAGUUGAUUCACUAGCUGCGUUAAUAUACCCCAUAAUGGCAUUUUCUAAUUUCCACAGCUUUUGUUGUUGUUAUUUUAUUUUAUUUUUUAUUUUUUUAAAGAGGGUUUUUAUGAGAGGAUUUGACUAUUCAAAUAGACCUCUUUCCAUUCUCUUUCGCUUUGUGAACAGGAUCCAGUUUAAUUGAAAAAAAUGCUGGCAGCAUUUAUUUUA